Lodderomyces orthopsilosis Co 90-125 is the source of this 843-nucleotide messenger RNA. RefSeq names its product Abg1p (gene ABG1). Gene Ontology annotation, cellular component: endoplasmic reticulum membrane. Gene Ontology annotation, biological process: (1->6)-beta-D-glucan biosynthetic process; fungal-type cell wall biogenesis. The record is from RefSeq and is a predicted model, not a curated record. Lineage: Eukaryota; Fungi; Ascomycota; Pichiomycetes; Serinales; Debaryomycetaceae. The transcript has a single exon. Bases 1 to 843 code for a protein of 280 amino acids.
AUGCAAUUCCUGAACUUACUCAUAGUACAUUUGGUAUACUUUUCCGGAAUAGCUGCUGCUUUUUUCUUAAAUACGGCUCCUACGUUCAUAAAGUGCAGAUAUGAAACACCAGAACUAGUCAACAACGAUCAAUUUCUCUUCAAAACAUUCAAAGAUUUUGAUAAACGAAUGUCAAUUGCAUUUAAAGAACAUGAUCUUGACAAGAAUGCGAAAGUAUUUUUUUACUAUUACCAGAUUACCAAACAUGAAUGGAUGUCAAGAGUUAGAGAUGUCAAUGACAGGUUUUUAUACAUUCCCCACAUCGUUUACUUAAAUCAAUCUGAGACUAUUUUUAGCGAAUUUAAAAACCGUGGUGUGUUACCAGAGGUCUUAUCGGGUGACUCAAUCAAUGAGGUUCUUGAAAGAUCUAAUAUAGACUAUCCAGAUGAUUAUGUUAUUCAAAUUAUACCUGAUUUCAAACAAACUGAUAAUGUUGAUGCUACUGAGGAUGAAAUAGAAAACUUGUACUAUCUCGAUGACAAAUUAUUGACUAGAAAUGAAAAUAAAGGAGAUGUUUCGGUGGAACAAGAAAUUGAUGCAGAUUUUGCUGAAGCAAACAGAUUAGCUGCCGAAGAGGACCAGCCCGUCACUAUUUUGGAGGACAUUCCGUCAAACUCAACCACAGUAAAGCAUGACAAUCUUUUCACAAACUAUCAAUUUUUCACUACUGGGAUCUGGUCUGGUUUGAUAGUGUCUGGCUUUUUGUUAUUGAUCCUUUAUGGUGCAUUAACUUGGCUUUCGGAUUUACAAAUCACCUAUGCUUCAUUUGAAAAACAAGUUGAUUUCGAUAAGAAAAAUGAAUAG